Molecule: messenger RNA, 2033 nt
Organism: Rhinichthys klamathensis goyatoka
Lineage: Eukaryota; Metazoa; Chordata; Actinopteri; Cypriniformes; Leuciscidae
Gene: syn2a
Product: synapsin IIa
Exons: 11
Coding region: 23-1384 (453 amino acids)
Biological process (GO): neurotransmitter secretion
Cellular component (GO): synaptic vesicle membrane; synaptic vesicle
Molecular function (GO): ATP binding
Source: RefSeq, a predicted model, not a curated record
CGCUGCUCCUCGAGUCUCAGUCAUGAACUACCUGCGCCGCCGUCUGUCGGACAGCACCUUCAUCUCCAACCUGCCCAAUGGCUACAUGUCCGACCUGCAGAAGCCGGACCCCCCUCAGCCUCCCCCCCCGGGCCCAGCACCAGCAGCCGCUCCGGGGUCCCCGGGGCCGGACCGGAGAGCCCCCCCGCCGCAGGCGUCCGGCGCGGGCUUCUUCAGCUCCAUCAGCAGUGUGGUGAAGCAGACGGCCGCCUCGGCGGGGCUGGUGGAGCAGGCGCCCGUGUCCCGGAGCCUCAAGACCCUGCUGGUCAUCGACGGAGCCCAGCACGACUGGGUCAAACUCUUUAGAGGAAAAAAACUGAAUGGAGAUUAUGACAUUAAAGUUGAACAGGCUGAGUUUGGGGACAUCAGUGUUGUGGCUCAUGCUAACGGGUCAUGCAACGUGGCUGUGCAGGUUUGGCAGAAUGGAAACAAGACUGUCAGGUCAUUUAAGCCCGACUUUGUCCUGAUCCGACAACAUGCUUUCAGCAUGACAGAGAACGAGGACUUCCGUAACUUAAUCAUCGGACUGCAGUACGCUGGGAUUCCCAGCAUCAACUCCCUGGAGUCCAUCUACAACCUCUGUGACAAACCCUGGGCCUUUGCGUGUCUGAUCAGCACAUACAAGAGACUCGGACUGGAGAAAUUCCCAUUAAUUGAACAGACGUUCUACCCCAACUAUAAAGAAAUGGUGACCAUGCCGGCAUUCCCCGUUGUGGUGAAAAUCGGGCACGCUCACGCUGGUGUGGGGAAGGUGAAAGUGGAGAACCACACCAAGUUUCAGGACAUCGCUAGUGUGGUGGCCAUCACUCAGACAUACAGCACAUGUGAACCUUUCAUCGAACCCAAGUAUGACAUCAGGAUCCAGAAAAUUGGAAAUGAUUACAAAGCUUACAUGAGGACGUCGGUGUCAGGUGACUGGAAGUCCAGCACUGGCACUGCCAUGGUGGAGCAGGUGGCCAUGACGGACAGGUAUAAGCUUUGGGUAGACACCUGCUGCGAAAUAUUUGGAGGCCUUGAAAUUUGUGCUGUAAAAGCCAUUCAUGGAAAAGAUGGAAAAGAUUACAUUACUGAGGUAAUGGGUUCGUCUAUGCCUUUAGAGGGGGACCAUCAGGCUGAGGACCAGCAGCUCAUAGCAGACAUGGUCAUCGCCAAAAUGAAUCAUGUUAUGUCCCAAAAUCCCAAAAGACCAACUGCUACUCAACCAAAACAGGUCACUGUUGAAAAGGACGCGUUGGUUGAAGUGAAGAACGGCCCGCCGCAGAAAGCUCCUCCUCAAGGCUGUUUGCAGUAUAUUCUCGACUGUAAUGGUGUUGCUGUGGGACCAAAGCUAGUGCAGGCAAACUAACACAACCAUGAAGAACUGCUGACAGGUUGUGUUCGAACAUUCAAACAGUGGCCUGGGGUGCGAGUGAACAAAUAAUGGGUAAGAAGUGUUAGUUUGGGCCUGAUCUGUCUUUCAGUGUGUACUGUGUAACGCUCACUGUUGUGCGCUUGUGACGGUUGCUUUUGUUUCUGUGUGAAGCGGUCUUCUCUUCAGGGCUGUUGUGUGUGGUGAUACAGCAGAUUGUGCCUAGUGCUCUCUCAAUUGUACUUUAUAUAUAUAUUUUCUUGUCUUAUGUCUAUGUUUCAGUAAAUUGUGGACAAAGGGUGUGUGUGUGUGUGUGUACAUGAAAGAAAGGAGACUAUAAAACGUAAAUGAAUACUUUAAUUGCAUGAUCGAAAUUGUGUGUCAUUGUGUGUUGAACGGUGAGGUGUGUGUUUUUCUUUUGUGAUCACUGUUGAAAUAAUAGAUAUCAUUCUUGCACUCUAGUAUUGUAAAUGUGUUAUAAAAUAUGGUGAAAUAUAUUUCCUACAUUGAAUGAAAGCUGUAUUACUGGACAUCUGUCAUUUUUGGGUUGCAAAAAUGUGAACAAUUUGUUUCUUGUUAACAAUAUUAUUGCAGAAUAGCAAAUUAAAUAAAUAAUAAGCAAUAAAAAUAUAACUCUGAACAACCA